Molecule: messenger RNA, 4264 nt
Organism: Melospiza georgiana
Lineage: Eukaryota; Metazoa; Chordata; Aves; Passeriformes; Passerellidae
Gene: TRIM28
Product: tripartite motif containing 28
Exons: 19
Coding region: 2-2650 (882 amino acids)
Molecular function (GO): zinc ion binding; transcription corepressor activity
Source: RefSeq, a predicted model, not a curated record
CAUGGCGGCGCCUGAGGUGGCGGCGGCGCUCGGGAGCGGCCCCGGGGCCAGCGGAGCGGAGCUGCCCGAGCCGCUGGGGCUGCUGGAGCUCUGCGGGGCCUGCAGGCAGCGGCUGAGCCCGCAGCGGAAACCGAGGCUGCUGCCGUGCCUGCACUCCGUGUGCCGGGGCUGCAUCGGCAGCGAGCACGGGGACAAGAACGCGUUCGAGUGCCCCGUGUGCCACCAGCAGUGUCCCCUGGGUGACAUCAUGGACAACCUGUUUCUGCAGCCCAGCGCCGGCAGCCAGAGCUGCACCAGCUGCGAGGACAAUGCCAGCGCCACCAGCUUCUGCUUGGAGUGCUCGGAGCCGCUGUGUGCCACCUGCGUGGGGGCUCACCUGAGGGUCAGGUACACCCGGGAGCACCGAGUGCAGCCCCUGGGUGAGUACACCCGGGAGCACCGAGUGCAGCCCCUGGGUGAGUGUCACUCAUUGUCACCUCCCUGUGUCACCGUGUCACCUCCCUGUGUCACCUCCCUGUGUCACCCUGUGCUGAACCCAUGGCUGUGUGCCACCUGCGUGGGGGCUCACCUGAGGGUCAGGUACACCCGGGAGCACCGAGUGCAGCCCCUGGGCUCUCCAUCCGUUCCCGCUGAUCCCACUGAUCCCGCUGAUCCCAAGGAUCCCAUUGAUCCCAAUGAUCCCAUUGAUCACAAGGAUCCCAAUGAUCCCAAUGAUCCCAAUGAUCCCACUGACCCCGCUGACCGCACUGACCGCGCUGACGGCGCUGCUCCGGCCCCGUUGCCGUCCUGGUGCCGCUCGCACCCCCGGGAGCCGCUGUCGCUGUUCUGCAGCUCCUGCGAGAGCCUGACCUGUGGGGAGUGCCACAGGAGCGAGCACCGCCACCACCCCUCCCAGCCCGUGGCCGAGGCCGUUCUCCAGCAGCGCUCGGUGCUGGCGGCGCUGCUGCAGCGCCUGGCGGAGAAACACGGCGAGGUGCAGCGCUGCAGCGCCCGCCUGCACGCCUGGUGCCGUCACCUCUCGGACACGCAGCAGCAGCUGGCCGUGCAGGUGAAGCUCGCUGUCCUCCAGGCCAUGAGGGAGCUCAACAAACGCGCCAAGGUCCUCAUGGGGGACGUGCAGCGCGUGACCGAGGGCCGGCGGCAGCGCCUGGAGCGGCAGCGCCGGGAGCUGGGCCGGCUGCGGCGGCUGCAGGAGCACGCGCUGCGCUUCGGGAGACGCGCCCUGCACGGGCGGCACGGCACCGCCCUGCUGCUGUCCCGCAGGCUGCACGCGCUGCGCUUCGGGAGACGCGCCCUGCACGGGCGGCACGGCACCGCCCUGCUGCUGUCCCGCAGGCUGGUGCAGGCCCAGCUGCUCGCUGCCCUGGGGGUGCCCCUGGAGCCCCUGGAGCCUCAGGGGGAGCUGAAAUUCCAAUGGGACCUGCAGGGAUGGAGCCGGAGCGCCCAGAGCUUCGGUGCCAUCGUGGUCUCGGAGCCGCCCCUCCCCCCCCCCGCGGAGCCCCCCCCCGCGGCCCCUCCCCCACCGCGCAGCCCCUCCUCGAUGUCCCCACAGGAGGGUCCCCGGCCGUUCCCCCGGGAGGAGAAGCUCGUUAAGAAGCUGCUCAUUAAACGGAGGGGCCCCCCCUCGGUGUGGGGCACCCCCCGGCUCCCCAAGCAGCCCCGGGUGAGCCUGGAGCGCCUGGAGCUGGACCUGGAGCUGGACCCGGCGCAGCCGCCCGUGUUCCGCAUCUUCCCCGGGCCCUCGGCGCACGAGUUCAGCCUCAUCGUCAUCGAGCAGGGGACAGCGGGGACAGCGGGGACACCGGGGACACCGGGGACAGCAGGGACACAGGGGACAGCUGGGAACGAGGGGACACAGGGGACACAGGGGACACAAGGGACAGAAGGGACGGUGCAGCCGCACGGAGCGCUGCUGGUCAAGGAGGAGCAGCAGGAGUCGCCCAUCGGUGACACCGGUGACAUUGGGGACACCAAACCCGUGGGGCUGCUGCCCCCCGCCCUGGGUGACCCGGGCCCUGUCCCGGGGGUCCCCGGGGGUGUCCCCGGGGGUGUCCCCGGGGGUGUCCCCGUGGGGGUCCCGGGGGUCUCGUGCUGCCGCGUGUGUGGCCAGGCCGGGGCCGUGGUGAUGUGCGACCGCUGCCAGCGCUGCUUCCACCUGCACUGCCACCUGCCCGCCCUGCACGACGUGCCCAGCCCCGAGUGGACGUGUUUGCUGUGCCAGGAGCUGCCCCCUCCCCUGCCGGAGCCGGAGCCGGAUCCUGAGCAGGGCCCCCCGGUGAAACUGAGCCCCCAGGACCAGCAGCGCUGCGAGUUCGUGCUGCUGGAGCUGCUGUGCCACGAGCCCUGGCGGCCCCUGCAGCGCCUCUGCAGCUCCACCGACGGCGCGGGCGCCAUGGACCUGACGCUGAUGCGGGCGCGGCUGCAGGAGAAGCUGAGCCCGGCGUACCGCAGCCCGCAGGAGUUCGCCCGCGACGGCUGGGCCCUGCUGCGCCAGUUCCACCGCCUCACCGAGGACAAGGCAGAUGUUCAGUCCAUCCUGGAGCUGCAGAGGUUCCUCGAGAGCCGCCUCAGCGCCGCCUUCGGGGACCAGAAAUUCUCCAGGAUGCUGCUGGAGCCUGAGGAGAGCCUGGAGGGGUCACCGGGGACCUGAGUGAUGAUUCCGGGGGGACAAAACCCUCCCAGAACCCCAAAAUCCCCUCACAACACCCAACUUCCCUCACAGGACCCCGAAUUUCCUCUUCUAGGACCCCAAUUUCUCCUCUUAGGACCCCAAUUUCCCUCACAGGACCCAAAUUCCCCUCACAGGACCCCAAAUUCCUCGCCCAGGACCUCAGUUUCCCUCUGAGGACCCCAUUUUCUCUCUUAGGACCCCAAUUUCCCUCUGAGGACCCCAUUUUCUCUCUGAGGACCCCAAUUUCCCCUCACAGCACCCCAAAUUCCCUCUGAGGACCUCAAUUUCCCCUUUCAGAACGCAAAUUUCCUGUUCUAGGACCCCAAUUUCCCUCCCAGCACCCCAAAUUCCUCACCCACACCCCAAAAUUCCUCUUUUAGGACCCCAAAUUCCCUCACAGCACCCCAAAUUCCUCUUUUAGGACCCCAAAUUCCCCUCACAGGACUCCGAUUUCCCUCACAGGACCCCACAUUCCUCGCCCAGAACCCCAAAUUCCCUCACAGAACCCUGAUUUUAACUCCCAGCACCCCAAUUUCCCCUCCCAGGACCACAAAUUCCCCUGACAGGACCCAAAUUCCCCUUGUAGGACCCCAAAUUCCCCUCACAGCACCCCAAAUUCCCUCACAGCACCCCAAAUUCCCUCUGAGGACCUCAAUUUCCCCUUUCAGAACGCAAAUUUACUGUUCUAGGACCCCAGUUUCCCUCCCAGCACCCCAAAUUCCUCACCCACACCCCAAAAUUCCUCUUUUAGGACCACAAAUUCCCCUCACAGGACUCCAGUUUCCCUCACAGGACCCAAAUUCCCCUCAUAGGACCCCACAUUCCUCACCCAGGACCUCAAUUUCCCUCACAGGACCACAAAUUCCCCUCACAGCACCCCAAAUUCCCUCACAAAACCCCAAAUUCCCUCUGAGGACCCCAAACUCCCCUCACAGGACUCCGAUUUCCCUCACAGGUCCCCAAAUUCCUUGCCCAGGACCCCGAAUUCCUCACCUAGAACCCCAAUUUUCCCUCACAGGACCUCAAAUUCCCUCACAGAACCCCAAUAUUAACUCCUAGAACCUCAAUUUGCUCUCCCAGGACCCCAAAUUUUCGUCAAAGGACCCCAAAUUUCCCUCACAGGACCCCAAAUUCCCUCCAGGACCCCGAAUUUAACUCCCAGGACCCCAAUUUCCCCUCACAAAACCCCAAGUUCCCUCAGAGCACCCCAAAUUCCUCGCCUAGAACCCCAAAUUCCCUCUGAGGAUCCCAAUUCCCCUCACAGGAUUCUGAUUUUAACUCCCAGCACCCCAAAUUCCCCUCACAGCACCCCGAAUUUAACUCCCAUAACCCAAAUUCCCCUCAUAGUGGGAACUCCCAUAAACCAAAUUUCCCCUUCCAGAACCCCAAAUUUCCCCUUCCAGAACCCCAAAUUCCUCUUUCAGGACCCCAAAUUCCCCUCCCAUCACCCCAGUUUCCCCUCUCUGCACCCCAAUUUCUCCCACGUGAUUUUUGGGGUCCCCCCAGAGCCCCUCAGGAUUUUGGGGUGUCCCUGUCCCCCCUAUCCUGGAGUAAAUAAAGAGUAAAUAAAGCCCUGGGGGGGUUUAAAGUUUG